CCGUCUCCAUCUUGUCGUCUGCGAUAUUUGUUAAAACCUUAUAGAUUCUUUCUCUUUCCACACCUUCUCAAUAAAGGCAAAAUGCAAAUUGUGAUCGGAUUAUACGAUCGAUUUAAAGACAUUGACAAGGUGUCCGAAGUGUCAAAUAUUAACCGAUCUGUAGUAGAACGAUGUAUUAAAGAGAUGACUGCUGGUAUGAAUAACGGUAAUAUCAAUGACUUUAUUGGAAAAAAAGGAAGAGGUGCGAAUGGCAAUGAUUAUUGUCGUAUGGUUGGAGUG
Racocetra persica is the source of this 279-nucleotide messenger RNA. NCBI's taxonomy places the organism in Eukaryota, Fungi, Glomeromycota, Glomeromycetes, Diversisporales, Gigasporaceae. The record is from the annotation of a GenBank genome assembly.